CACGACACCCAGAUCCAACUGCGGGAAGAUGGCAAAGCCCUCCGCCGACUGCCUCGAUGAUGGACAGAACAGCUCUCUGGAGCCGUUGCUGUCACCGCACCGUGAAAUCAAUGAUAAGGUGGAUGCAGCCGGGAAUUCUCCGCGUCGACUACGACGCUGGACGUGGAAACACACUGCAGUGUUGGGUAUCGGAGGGAUUGCAACUGCCCUUGUCGUGUUGGCCUUCAGUAUUCGACCUCUCGCCCUGCGUGCCAUCGACACCACAAAAAUGGAUAUUCAACGCAUGCAGCUGCAGUUCCCACGCAAUGACUCAGUCCAGCUGACGACACAACUCGCGAUCACAUCCGACAGUCCGUUUGGAGUCACUAUGCACCCCGCUCAAUUGGCAAUUCAGUUCGAAAACGCCACGGUGGGCAUCUUUUACACGCCUGCGAUGGACAUUUCCAAAGGCACCAACGUGCAUACGAUCGCCAACGCAACAUUGACGGUCACCAAUUUCCAAGCGUGGACGAAAUUUGCCGGCGCCAUGGUCCACUCGACAAACAUGACUUGGACAUUGUCUGGCGAAAUCGACAUUAGCCUGCACCUGUUGUCGAUCCCAAUCUCCAACUUGCCAUUCACCAAAACGAUGGGUCUCGGUGGAAUGGAUGGUUUGCGCUCGCUUACUGUGUCCAAGAUGGACCUCUCCAAGUCCACAGAGACACAGGUCCUGGCAGCCAUCGACACGUGCUUGCACAACCCGUCUGCUGUAGCACUGACCCCCGUCGGAUCGCUUUGCUUCGAUGUGUUUUACCGUCACCCGAUCACAAACGUCUCGACCUUUGUGGGCAUCUUGACGUCGAUCAAUUCGUCGCUGCCGGUCUCGAGCACCGACGCAUCCGAUGCCAAAUGCACAGCGUAUGGCGCCACAGGCAUGAACAGCAUGACGUUGAGUGGCCAUAUUGUGUCGAGUGACCCAGAAGCGACCAGCGCCCUGAUUUCCCAAUACUUGAGUGGGAACGCAACCCACGUGCAAGUUGGUGGCUGCUCGCCGUCUGCGUCGUCGAUAUCGCUCUACAAUGCAGCGCUCCGAUCACUGCGCUUGAAUUCCACGCUGCCGCCAAACCCCCUACCUUUGAUUCAAGACUUGGCAUUUGCAUCGAUGGACGUCGUGCCUCAAACCGAUACAAUCGUGGGCAUGCACACCGUGGUCAAGGCGACAACGCACAGUCCACUAGGAAACCAUUCGCCGCUCACGCUCUCGUCGAUGACGAUGGCGGUCGAGCUGCUGAGCGGUGACGAGGAGAGGUUGGGGACGUUUGUGACGCAUCGAGUCGACGUGACAGGCAACGUGAGUGGCACGACCAACCUGACGUUGGCAUGCAAUGCGUCGUUGCACCUGUUCGAGAACGGCAUGCCGUUUGGGCGGUUUGUGCGCUCGCUCGUCCAGCUUCGCCAGACACCAAUUUGGGUGCGCGGGUCGUUCAACGUUAUCGCAACGGGGGCGUUGGGCACGCUGAGGUUGACGAAUGUGCCGGUGCACGUGCUGAGCUUGGUGGGCGGCAUGGCUGGCUUGUCCAACGUGUCGAUUGUCAACUUUUCAUUGCCGGGGCCGCAUUCGUCCGAGGGCCAGCAAGUGACUGCCGUCUCCGACAUUUGGAACCCGUCUGCGAUUGCGAUGGACGUGGGCGACGUGCAACUUCGGCUUGCCGUCUCCACCAAGAGUGUGCUUGGUUUUGUCGCCACACACAUGACGCUGGAGCCACAGUCGACCUCGCGAGUCCACCUCGACGGGCACUUGAACCCGGCCGUUGAUGACCACGGAGACCUUCACCCCGAUGUGAAUGCGUUCUUUUCCCGGUAUAUUUCGAAUGAACCGUCGCUGCUCGAAAUUGCCAUUACGAGCAUCAACACGACGAUUCCGUGGGUCCAACAAAGCCUGGCGCGCACCCAAGUGCAAACGGUGUUUCCCGGAGUUGCUGUCGACUUGAUUUCCCACCUGGCCAUGCCUGAGAUGCACAUUCAUUUCAACGCCACAGCCAUGAUCAUGCACGCGCGGAUGCAGGCACGGGUGGCGUUGCCGUCAGCGCUCGCACAUCUCCCCAUCAACAUCACGCACUUGGAGCUGUCGAGUCAGUUGGUCAGCAACCACAACGUGUUGAGCCACGUGGUGAUUCCGUUCCAAGCGGUCGAGUACUCGCCGACGGGCUUUGGCACGGGGUCUGUCGCGUUCGAAUCGGACAUUUCGCUGCAUGCCAUCGACGUGGCGGCGAUGGCGCAGUUUGUGAGCCGCCUCAUGUUUGCCUCGGGGACUGUGCCGUUAACAAUUGAAAGCAGCCGUGGACCACCUGCAAAUGACGCUCAGCUGGACAAGAUGCGCCACGCAAUGGAACGAGCGGACGGCGUGUCACCGGUCGUGAAAACUCCCAUGGGACGUUUGGCCUUGUCCAACUUGCCUGUGAAUGCGACGCUCAUGUUGGUGGGCAUGGACGGCUUGCAACUCGACGGGGUGAAUGUCACGUCUGUGGAUAUUGUGUCUGGAACAAGCGACUCGCUGGUGCUGUCGAUGGCUCUCACCUUGUGGAAUCCAUCUCAAGUGACCGCCAUCUUGGACUCGUUAUCGGUGCAAGUGUGGUUGAACGAAUCGCUUCUCGGUGAGGCAGCACUGGCAAACGUGUCGCUGGCAUGCUGCCACGUCAUGAGCGCACUGACUGGGUUGUUUUCGUUCCAUCCGACCAACAUGACGGCUGGACGGGCGUUUUUGUCGCGCUUUGUGUCAGGCAAGGCGGCCCAGGAGGUGCAUAUCCGGGGCUCGAACGAGAGCAAUCCGAACCCAUUUCUCCGAGUGGCACUCCCAAAGCUCCAGCUCACGUCUGCAGUCCCGUCGUUGUCGCAGUUCUUCCCGCACAUGCCAACCCUCGUGUCGCUCUCCAAGAUGUACAAGCCGUCGAUUUGGGACCUGUUCACGGUCGCGACCGCAUUGAAAGUGCGCAACCCCUUUGGCCACGCCAUCAAUGUGACGGCGACGAAUCUGCAGCUCUUUCCGUGUGCUACCCAGCACAAGGACGCGUCUGGGCGGCUGAUCUGCUCCAAGUACUACGACGUCCCGCUUGCUCGAUUCAACCCGAAAGAAUUUAUCGCGAUGGUGAUUCCAGCCGCCACGACUCCCGAAGGAUGCUUUACCUGCUGCCAAGGAGCAAAAUGCUGGGAGGCGAUGCCGCUGUGCCCUGGUGCGACGGUCGGAUCGUGCAUGAAAGCCAAGGUCGACAUGUCCCUGUGGAGUUUCGAGAUGAUCAAGACGUUGUAUGCUACCAUGACGACGGGUCUCUUGAUGCAUGUAGAAGGCACCCUCACUGCGAUGAUUGACGCAUACCCGAUGGAACUUGACUACGUCCAGGAUGAAUUGCUCGUGGUUAUGGCAUAAAGACGACUUUUUGUUGUAUGGAACGUGUUUGUACAUGACGUGGAUUCGCUUACGAGCUGCCUCGGACAGUGUCCGCUUGAGGCUGCUGCUUGACUGGAGUCGUCGCAGGUGUGGAUGUAGCAGACGACGAAGCGUCGACCUUCGAGUCCACGUCCACCGACUUGCCGUCGUCGCC
This is a messenger RNA of Aphanomyces invadans, 3578 nucleotides long. RefSeq lists its product as hypothetical. NCBI's taxonomy places the organism in Eukaryota, Oomycota, Saprolegniomycetes, Saprolegniales, Verrucalvaceae. The record is from RefSeq and is a predicted model, not a curated record. Bases 29 to 3403 code for a protein of 1124 amino acids. The transcript is spliced from 18 exons. Gene Ontology annotation, cellular component: fungal-type vacuole membrane.